Molecule: messenger RNA, 2674 nt
Organism: Linum tenue
Lineage: Eukaryota; Viridiplantae; Streptophyta; Magnoliopsida; Malpighiales; Linaceae
Source: the annotation of a GenBank genome assembly
UCACUGUGUUGCGUAUGUCUCUUCAGUCUUUUCUCUCUGUUUUCCGGCGGGGAACGCUUUUCCCCUUCUCUCCGUCUUUCGUCGAACUCGAAAGAGGCGAAUGGAGCUGGCUCUCCGCGGACCGUAAUAUAUAGCCGCCGGCGAAUCCAAACGCCAGCAACUCACAGACUAUUAGCCAACUGGCGAUCCCAAACGGAUAAAGCUUCAGUGUUAACUCUGAAUUGGUGCUCUUACUGAGAAACCUAAUUCAUUGAACUGGAAGCUAGCUUUGGCUUCUGGGCCUGGAUGGACUUGCACGCAAACUGUUUGAUGAAUUGCAUGUUUGAGUGUCAGGAACUCUUUCAUCGUGGGCCUGAGUUGACGGAGAAGGGCCACUGAAUUGAACUGGGUUGUCUAGUUCAAGUAACUGGAGUAUCACAUGUUGAAACAAGCGCUUGGCAAAGUCCUGGGCGGGGAAGUUCUGUCGACCUCAAGCAGAAAGCUUGGACCUUUCUCAAAUGCAGCAAUUGUGGGCUUCCAUACUGGACAGACACAGAAUGCCCCAAGAAGCUUCUUUGGGGUAGAGGAUUUUCUGGACGAUGAAAACAGCAGGCCGUACACUUUCCAGAAGGGUAAAGUAUCAAAUAACCCGAACAAGAACAUCUCUUUCAAGCAAAGGACACAAGCAUUCCUGGAGCCGUUCACACUGGACGUGUUCAUCUCGAAGCGGUUCGUGUCAGCAUCGCUCACUCACAGGGUGACGAGCAAGCAAGUUGCAGUGGCUGGGACGAACUCCAAGGACAUCAAGGCCGUGCUGAAGUCGAGGUCGGACGUUCCUGCCUGCCUGGCCAUUGGCCGGAUUCUGGGCGAGAGGGCAAGGGAAGCUGACGUUUACACUGCUGUCUACACUCCUAGGGAGAAGGACAGGUUUGAAGGGAAAAUAAGAGCUGUGGUUCAGUCUCUCAUUGAUAAUGGGAUUGGUGUUAAAGUUUACCUUGACGGAUCGAACACGAGGAGAGUUGAGGCGGCGUUGGAGAAGCGGCUGCCGGAGAGAGGAGUCGCAGGCAAGGCAAGCAGCUGUGAUCAAUGGGGAAGAUGGAGCAGAAAAGGAAGAGGUCUUGGGAGUCGCGUUGGCUCUUCUCUCGUUCUUUCUCAGUGGCACGAUUUUCUCCUCCUGUCUCUUGUCUUUCGUCGAGAACUCGAAAGGGCAAAAUUCCAACACAUACCACAGACCUCUCCGGCGAUCAUGGCGUUCAAGCAGAUCCUGAGCCGCGCUCUAAGAAGCCGCCCUGACCAGAUCCUCUCGUCCCCGUCCGCUUUCUCCGCCGCUAGGGCUUUCUCUUCGGCUCCAAUCACGGCCACUCUCUUCCCCGGCGACGGUAUCGGCCCCGAGAUCGCGGAAUCUGUGAAACAGAUUUUCAGGGAAGCCGAGGUACCAAUUGAAUGGGAAGAACAUUAUGUUGGGACCGAGAUAGAUCCUAGAACCCAGAGCUUUCUGACAUGGGAAAGUUUAGAGUCGGUGAGAAGAAACCGAGUGGGUCUGAAAGGGCCAAUGGCUACACCAAUUGGAAAGGGCCAUCGUUCUUUGAAUCUCACUCUCAGGAAAGAACUUAACCUGUACGCCAAUGUCAGGCCUUGCUACAGCCUUCCUGGUUACAAAACCCGGUAUGAUGACGUGAAUCUCGUCACCAUUCGUGAAAACACUGAAGGAGAGUACAGUGGACUUGAGCACCAAGUGGUGAGAGGUGUGGUUGAAAGUCUCAAGAUCAUUACUCGCCAGGCAAGUUUGAGGGUGGCUGAAUAUGCUUUCCACUAUGCAAAGGCUCACGGAAGAGAGAGAGUUUCUGCGAUUCAUAAGGCUAACAUCAUGCAGAAAACUGAUGGUCUUUUUCUUAAGUGCUGCCGUGAGGUUGCUGAGAAGUAUCCUGAGAUCACAUACGAAGAGGUUGUCAUUGACAACUGUUGCAUGAUGCUUGUGAAGAAUCCAGCUCUUUUCGAUGUGUUGGUUAUGCCUAAUCUCUAUGGUGACAUCAUCAGCGAUCUUUGUGCUGGUCUAAUUGGUGGUCUGGGAUUGACGCCAAGCUGCAAUAUUGGUGAGGGAGGAAUAGCUCUUGCUGAGGCUGUCCAUGGUUCUGCCCCUGACAUUGCUGGGAAGAACCUCGCAAAUCCAACUGCUCUGCUCCUGAGUGGUGUCUCCAUGUUGCGGCAUCUGGAACUCCACGAUAAGGCAGAUAGGAUUCAGAAGGCCGUUCUUGAAACCAUCGCCGAAGGAAAGUACCGAACAGCAGAUCUCGGCGGCAGCUCUACAACAUCUGAUUUCACAAGGGCCAUUUGCGACCACCUUUGAAGACAUGAGAAAAAGCAGUUCAAUUUUUGCUUCAAGUUCAAACCCGAAGAAGAAACCUUUGCUUUACGUUGCUCUUCAUUUUAUGACGGGAAUAAAUUUCAUGACCGUUGUGGCUAUUUUUACUACACGCACUCGAGCUAUUUUAUUGUUUGCUUUUUCGUCGCUAAAUUGUAUAGAGCCUGGAGUUGCUUGCUCUUGUCUAAUUCAAUUCUUACAAAUUGAUACCAAGUAUUGAGAAAUUCAAUUUUCUUAUACUGUUUUCUUUGCUUGUUCGCUCUCUCGUCUUGAAAAAAACUGGAGAUUUGAGCUCCAGAUUCUAUGUAAUGAAAAUGUUCUAGAGCAAUUCGC